AUGAAGCAGCGACUUACAUCCUUAGAUGUGAAGGUCAUCGCACACGAAUUGUCAACAGCAUUGGUUACUCUACGACUCCAAAAUAUAUAUGACCUGUCGACAAAGAUUUUUCUUGUUAAGUUUGCUAAACCAGGAAGCAAGCAGCAGAUUGUAAUUGAAAAUGGAUUUCGAUGUCAUCUCACUAAAUACGCUCGAACAACCGCAGCUACCCCAUCCAUCUUUGUACAAGGCUUACGAAAGCGACUGAAGACAAGAAGAGUUACCUCUGUGUCACAGAUAGGUAGUGACCGCAUCAUUGAAAUACAAUUUAGCGAUGGUCAAUACAGAAUAUUUCUUGAGUUCUUUGCUGCUGGUAAUAUAAUUCUUACCGAUAAUGACCUAAAAAUUAUCAGUUUAAUCCGGCCUGUACCGGAAAGUAAGGGACAAGAAGAGCUAAGAGUAGGUCUGCAGUAUUCUAUGGAAAAUAGACAAAAUUACAAGGAAACUCCAACUCUCGAUAAGCAACGUGUUUACGACGCGCUUGUAGAUUCGACUAAAAAAGAGAAUAUUGAAAAUCUGAGGGGCAAGAAACCAAAGAAAGAAUUGAGUAGUCUUAGAAAUGCUUUGGCAUUCUCUAUAACAGAGAUACCGCCAAUAUUGAUAGAACAUUGUAUGGAGGUCUCAGAAUUUGAUUCAAAGAUAGCUCCUAGCGAUGUAAUCCAGAGCGAAACACUCUUAGAUCACUUGACAGGGUCUUUAAAGCAAGCCCAGCUAAUUAUCAAUGAAGCCACUUCAGAAAACGUUGUAAAAGGAUAUAUUGUUGCUAAGAAGAAACCAGGCUUCGAUCAGGCUGAUGAAGCUACCGCCAGCCAAUUCCUAAUUUACGAUUCGUUUCACCCCUUUCGACCAGCUCAACACGAAAAGGAUCCAGAACUUACAUUUUUGGAGAUUAAAGGUUUCAAUAACACAGUAGAUGAAUUCUUUUCCUCACUAGAAGGGCAAAAGCUGGAAGCUAAGCUAGAGGAGCGAGAGCAAGUAGCUAGACAAAAAAUUGAAUCUGCUCGAAAUGAGCAGGCUAAGCGCCUCCAUGGUUUGCAAGAAAUCCAAUCUCUCAACGAGCGUAAGGCAGCGGCCAUUCAAGCCAAUAUAGAGCGAGUGCAGGAAGUCCAGGCUGCUGUCAACGGGCUCAUUGCCCAAGGUACGGACUGGGUAGAGAUCGGUAAGCUCAUUGAGCUUGAUCAACGGCAGGGAAAUCCUAUAGCCAUGAUGGUGAGCUUACCAUUGAAACUUGAUCAGAAUACUAUAACUCUUAAAUUAUGUGAGACAAAACUCAACGAAGAUAACGAGUCUGCAUACGAGACUGAUAGCACCGCUUCAGAAAGUGAUGAAGACCUCCAAAGCAAGAUGUCAAGAGAAGAUCUCGCCAACAAAAGAAUAUUGAUCGAUAUUGACUUAGGUAUUUCACCUUGGGCUAACGCUCGAGAGUAUUUUGGGGAACGAAGAACUGCAAUACAUAAAGAAGAGCGAACAAUAAAAUCUUCAAAAAUAGCUCUUAAAAGUCAAGAGGCGAAGAUCAAAGAAACUCUCCAAAAAGGGCUUAAAAAAGAAAAAGAAGUUCUCCGACCGAUUCGUCAAGCGUUAUGGUUCGAAAAGUUUUUUUGGUUUAUAUCCUCCGACGGCUACCUUGUUCUCGCGGCAAGGGACAAAUUACAAAGUGAGACUCUAUACAAAAAAUACCUUAAAAAAGGCGAUGUAUAUGUGCAUGCUGAUCUUCCUGGUGCAGCAAUUACCAUCAUAAAGAAUAGAGCAAAAAUAUCUAAUUGUCCCAUCCCUCCAUCUACUUUGAGCCAGGCGGGGACACUAGCAGUGGCCUGCUCAUCGGCUUGGGAGUCAAAGUCUAGUAUGUCUGCUUGGUGGGCUAAUGCUGAGCAGAUAUGCAAGACAGCACCAACAGGAGAUAUUCUUCCUGUAGGUAUCUUCCACGUUUGCGGGGCAAAAAGUUUUCUACCCGCAUCAGUUAUGGCGCUUGGAUUUGGGGCCCUCUUCCGAAUCAGUGAUGAGAGUUUAUCCAAACGUCUGAAACGAAGGAAUCAGGAUGAUACCCCAGACACUUCAUUGGUAGAAAGAGUGGCACAGUCAGAUGUCACAGUAGUUGACCUAUUACCUGAUAAAGAUGACUAUCAAAGUGAUGUAAAUAGAAAUGAAGCUGAAGCUGAAGUAGGCAAAGAAGGCAACGAUAUGGACCAUGAGGACAAUGAAAAUGAAAGCUCCGACUUAAACGAACCUGUAACUACAAGUCUAUUGCAGUCGAAAUCAACCAAUGAGCAGGAAGAAUCUGGCUCUAGAGAAUCCUUCCAACAGAUGCCCACUCUUAAUGUAAUAGACUGUCAUCUGCAGAAACAGCUGGAGCCUCCAAUUGAGUCUCAUGUUAAUACUUCAAACACCAAAGUUGAUAUGGCUCCUUCUGUGACUGCUAAAGCUGAAGGGCAAGUACCUCCUAAAAAUAUUUCCAGCAAGCGAGGAAAGAAGAGUAAGGCCAAGAAAAUUAUGACCAAAUACAAGUUCCAGGAAGAAGAAGACCGCAUUGCUGCUCAGCAGCUUAUCGGGUCUACUUUAGGUCAAGAAAAAGCUAAUAUAAAAGCAGUAGCUAAAGCUGCCCGUGAAGCUGAGCUUGAAUUUCAUGCGGCAAGGAAAAAAGCCCAGCAUCUAAAGUCUCAGAAAGAAGCAGUCGAAUUUGAAGAGCUACGUAAGCAUAUGCUCGAAGGUGAAUAUGAAGAAGAUGACGUAGAAGAAAACACAAUGAAUCUAGAGAAUCUAGUUGGGAUGCCAAAUAGAGGUGAUGAAAUAGUAGAUAUGAUACCCGUCUGCGCUCCAUUAACUGCAUUGAGGAACUACAAAUAUAGAGUCAAACUUCAUCCCGGAGCAAUGAAAAAGGGUAAAGCAAUCAAAGAUAUACUGGGUAAAUGGCUUUUAGAUGGCGAGAAAAAGGGGAUGCUUGAUGAGAAUAGCGAAGAUAGUGAAAAGAUUUGGCCGCGAGAGAUGGAACUUUUAAGAGGCUGGAAACCUGUUGAUAUUUCAGGAGUCGUACCCGUUAGCAAGGUUCGGGUCGUGACUUCUGGCGAAAGCGGGAAAGCCUCAAAGUCUGGGGGACCUAAAGCAAAGGCAAAGGGUGGCAAGAAAGGCUAA
This is a messenger RNA of Blumeria graminis f. sp. triticale, 3165 nucleotides long. NCBI's taxonomy places the organism in Eukaryota, Fungi, Ascomycota, Leotiomycetes, Helotiales, Erysiphaceae. The record is from the annotation of a GenBank genome assembly.